Messenger RNA from Lates calcarifer (barramundi perch), 2546 nucleotides. Its product is annotated as E3 ubiquitin-protein ligase TRIM39. Gene Ontology annotation, molecular function: zinc ion binding; protein binding. The transcript has 9 exons. The coding region runs from base 138 to 1763 and encodes 541 amino acids. The record is from RefSeq and is a predicted model, not a curated record. Lineage: Eukaryota; Metazoa; Chordata; Actinopteri; Centropomidae.
AAGGGAAUUCCAAGGCCACGCCCACUUCUGUGACAAAACAGAGAAAUGAAGAGGGCAGUCUGGUGACAUUCCCACUCCUGAACAGACUCUAAGGACAAACAGAGGAAUACAGAGAGAAUAACAAGGUGAUAUACACAAUGGCCUCCUCCACUUCUCAGUCGUCCAAUUUCAAAUGUUCUAUUUGUCUUGAUGGGUUCACUGACCCUGUCUCCACUCCAUGCGGACACAACUUUUGCCAAGUCUGCAUAAACACUUACUGGGAUUCAACACACCACACCCAGUGUCCACUUUGUCAACAUAACUUCAAGAAAAGGCCAGAAUUAAAGGUUAACGUCCUGCUCAGAGAUCUCAUAGUGCAAAAACAGACAAACAUCCAGAGCACCCCAGAGGAAAGGACCCAAACACAAGACAUUUUGUGUGAUGUGUGUGCCGGAGAGAAGAAAUUGAAGGCAGUUAAGUCCUGUCUAUACUGUGAAGAAUCUCUCUGCUCUGAACACCUGAAACCUCACCAGGAUGCUGCUGAGCUAAAGUCUCACAACCUGCUGGAUCCUGUCAGCAGACUGAAGGACAGGGUGUGCAAGAAGCACAACACUCCUUUGGAGCUGGUUUGCCAUCAUGAUCUGACGUGUGUGUGUGUGAUCUGCAUCAAAUCAAACCACCAAAACCAUCAGUGUGUCCCUUUGAAGAACCGCCUGAGAAAAAAGAAGGCCAAGGCAGAUCAAGAACUGGCAGAGGUGCAGCAGGAGAUCAAGGACAGGAAAAAGAUGGUUGAAAAGGUCGGGGGAUUGGUGGAAAUGAGUGAGGAAAACACCAGGACAGACAUUGGAGACGUCCUGAGGAUAUUCACUCACCUCCAACGAGUGGUGAAGAUGAACGAGUCAGGACUUGUGUCUGCUCUCAUCUUGCUACAGAGAAAAGCUGAAAAUCGCAGUGAGUCUGUUAAAGAAAAGCUUCAAGAGGAAAUCAGCGAACUGGAGGAAAGAAAAGAUGAGCUGGAGCAGCUCUCUCAAAUUGGUGACGAUCUCCGUCUUCUACAGAGUUUGCAUUCUCUGAACGAUCCACCUAAAACUGAAGACUGGUCUGAGAUCAGUGUCUACAGUGAUUCAGCAGUGGGGACUGUGCGAAGCGCUGUCACCAAGCUGCUACUUGAACUUCACCGUGAGACGAGUGAUGAAAUGAAAGAACUGGUUACAAAAGAGAUAAGGAGAAUUCAGCAAUAUGCAGUGGAUGUAACUUUGGACUCUGACACUGCAAACCAUCUCCUCGUUGUGUCCAAUGAUGGGAAACAAGUGAGAAAUGGAAGCUUUCCUCAGAAACUGCCAGACAACCCAGAGAGGUUUGACCCUCUCCUCGGUGUUCUGGGAAAAGACGGCUAUUCCUCUGGUGCCUUCUACUUUGAGGUGCAAGUGGAAGACAAGACUGCAUGGGACAUUGGGGUUGCCUUGGAAACAGUUAACAGGAAACGCCAAAGUGAAGUAUGUCUGAGCAAUGGCUACGCUGUCCUGAUGCUGAGGGAUGGGAAGAUCCUGAAAGCUUGUGACCAACCCGCGGUGGGGAUUAAUCUCCCCAAUAUGCCUAAGAAGAUUGGAGUAUUUGUGGACCAUGAGGAGGGAGAGGUCUGUUUUUAUGAUGUUGGGAAUAAAGCACAUAUCUACUCCUUUCACUGCAGGUUUCCCAAGAAGAAGUUACACCCUUACUUUAACCCCUGCACACAACAUGAGGGCACUAACUCAGCCCCAAUGGUAAUCACUCCUCUCAGUUAAAUUAAGUCAAGUCAGUAAGAUUCAACAUGUGGAAAGCUAUGUCUGCAAUGACUGUAGUAAAUUAUAUGGCAAUUCAUCCCAUAGUUAUCCAGAUGUCUCACUGUGCCAAGGUAGUCAUCAAGGUCAUUAGGAUUUAUCCUCUAGGACCCUUGAAUAUCUGUAGUAAAUCCCAGUCCUUAUAUACACAGCCCAGUACAAUAUGUCUCUGGUCUCGCUGUGUCAGUCACUAAUAAGAAGGUGUGGCUGAAUAGCAUAGCCUGGAGGACGAUGUUGCAGAGUCAAUAUUGGCUACUUUACAGUCACUCUGCACACUCAAAAAUAAUCCUAGUGCACUUGUAAAGCAGAGAUCUCAGUAGCAUGCAGGGACUGAGACAUGUUUCAGUUGAGGUUGAGGCACUGAUCAGAUCACCUAUCUGAGAACUUUGGAGCAAGGUGAGUGAUGGCAUGAUUAUCAUGAUGAUGAUAUUGGAGUUGCAGCAAAACUACUGGACAGGACCAUUCAAAUAAUGCUGGUAGUUUUGCUAGUAAUAGAUUUUGUUUGAUUUUAGUUAAUUAUAUGUGAAGAGCACUGAAACACAUGCAUGUAACUUCAGCUUCUAUUUAUUUAUGUGGAUUUUGGUAUCAUACUCAAUCACAGUGUUAAUGAAAACUAACAAAAAACAUUUUUGCACAAGUCAGUAUGUUUUACUGUACAGUUCUGGUACAGUUUUUAUCUGUAUGUUUUGUCACUGGUUCAGUAUAUACAGUAUUUAAUGAGCAAAAUAAAUAAAAAUGUCUUUUACA